GAUGGAAGCGUCGGCAGAUCUUUUUUCUUUUACGAUACAUCGAGCUCCCGUCCGUCUGUGUGAAGGCUCUGUCGCCUGGAUGGGAAAGGCUCCAUGUUCAGUGCAGUUGUGCUGGUGGUUGGCUGCCUGCUGCAGGGGACUCUAGCGACCACAGAGGGGCAUCGUGGGACCAACCGCUAUGUCUUCUACGCAGUGGAGAUGGACGGAGGCAUCAAAGCUGCCAGAGCUCUGGCCGAGCAGCACGGACUGGAGUUCAUACAACGGGUUGGCAGUCUGAAGUGUCUGUUCACCCUGAGAGACAGCAGGGGGCGCCCUGACAGAGCCUCCUUUGAGAACAGACUGGCAACCACAGCAGGGGUUCACUGGGUCCAGAGGCAGCACAGUCACUAUAGAGACAAACGGGCUCCUGUGACACGACUGGACCACACUUCCACUCACAGUUCCCAGAGGAGAGAGUCUGCAACUGACAGGCAGCCUGAGGAGAAUAAGAGUGACCAGUCCCUCACCUUCAAUGACCCGCUCUGGCCCAUGCAGUGGGAACUGUUUGCACAGGACCAGUUCAACUCCGAUGGGUUUGACCUGAAUGUGAUGCCAGUUUGGAGAAACAACAUCACCGGUAAUGGAGUGGUGGUCACCAUCAUCGAUGACGGUAUAGAUCACACAAACAAGGACCUGAAGAAAAACUUUGAGGCCCUCGCCAGUUUUGACCUGUGUGCUUCACAUGGUCUGUCUCAUGAUCCCAUGCCUGUCAGAGAUGAGGACAACAGUCACGGUACCCGGUGUGCAGGAGAAGUUGCCAUGGAGGCCAACAACUCCUACUGCGGUGUGGGCAUCGCCUUCAAUGCCAGGAUCGGAGGUAUCCGCUUGUUGUACGGCUCUGUCACUGAUGCCAUGGAAGCCACAGCUCUGACCUUCAACAUCCGCUUCAUCGACAUCUACGUCUGCAGUUGGGGCCCACGGGACGAUGGGGCCGAGAUGGACGGGCCGCACAGCCUGACAGAGCAAGCCCUCCGGCUAGGAACUCACGAGGGCCGAGGUGGGAAGGGCAGCAUCUUUGUGUGGGCGGCAGGUAAUGGUGGAAUGCAGCAUGAUCACUGCGGCGCAGACGGUUAUGUUAACUCCAUCUACAACAUUGCCAUCGGCGCUGUCACUCAUACAGGGAAGCCCGCCUUCUUCGGCGAGCCCUGCCCUGGGGUGAUGGCUGUCACUCUGACAGGGGCCAGCGUGGGAGGCUCACUACCUCUGGUCACUGUAACCAACAUAGGCGAGGGCUGUGUCACACACUUUCCAGGAACGUCCAGUGCUGCUCCGAUCGCUGCAGGGAUUCUGGCUCUUGUCUUAGAGGUUAAUCAUGAGCUGACGUGGAGGGAUGUUAAGCAUCUGAUUGCCAAGACAGCGAAGAUCCCCAACCCCAAAGAGUCUGGGUGGAACAUCAACGCAGCAGGAUUCCAUGUUCACCAUAGGUUUGGCUUUGGAGUGUUGGAUGCAGGGCUGAUGGUGCAGCAGGCCACACAUUUCAGGAGUGUCGGUCCAUCGAGGAAGUGCACACAAGAAGUCACAAUCUAUCCUACCAGGAUCCUUUCUCCAAGAGGCGUGGUCAGCAUGAACAUCCAAUCAAAGGCCUGCCGUGGGAAACCUAACGAGAUCAACAGCCUGGAGGAGGUUCAGGUGAGGGUGAGCAUCAGAGCUGUGUGUCGAGGUGACCUCUCCAUAAGCUUAGAGUCUCCGGGCGGCACCGUAUCACUGCUGUUGGAUACGCGGCCCCACGACGCCUCCACUGCUGGCCUGAAAAACUGGACCCUGAUGACAGUGCACAGCUGGGGGGAGCACCCACGAGGCCUCUGGACCCUCCAGGUGACUGACAACAAAGGCUCAGUUAGGAGCUGCUCAAGACCAAAUGAAGAGGAGGCAGCCGGAGCCGUGCUCAGUGUUACACUCAUCCUCUACGGCACCAAACACCCACACAGGACCAAGCACAAGGGUCCCCUGCAGAGCAUUGUGUCCAUGGGGUCGCGUCACCCUAUCCCUCACAUUGAGCCAAGGGACCGUUACCCCCCUCUGGACCUGAUUGAAUGGGUCUACCGAAUGGAGAGAGACAGGAAGGUGCGGGCUGCUGAUAUCACCACCUCAGCCAGACACAAGAAGUUGAAGACUCCGAAAGUCAGAGCGUUGGAUAAUCACACCAUCAACAAGCCCUUGAAGUUGGCUUUUAAGUUACAUCAGGCAGAUGGACAGAGGUCCUCCGCAGGAUCAAGACCUGCUGCUGUGAAGGAGCUUCACAAAUCAAAUAUCGUCAGUGACAAUGUGGACGAGCAGAUGUGGUCCUUACCAUGGAAGAGUCUCCAGUAUUUCGUCAGGGAUGUGAGGAACGUGCAACAGUUAGACUCUUCAGAUCCAGGAGAACCACCGAACAGAGAGGCAGGGCAGCAGGUACAGAACCGAAGAAGAAAAAAGACAGAUGGUUAAAUAAAGACUGUUAUUUUCCACAGUGCAGCAAACCAACUGAUCAUGAUUCAAUUCCAUGUACAGUACUUUGACUGUGUGGCCUCGGUGUCAGCAGAGAUUAUUUAUUGUGGAUUCCUAACUUGGCUUUAAAACUCAAUCAUUCUCCCACCUACAGAAACACAUACAAACAGAAAUCAUUCCCAGAAACAAAUAGUUUCAGGAACGGGUCUCAGCACUCUCCUCCCCUGCUCACUUUCCUCCAGAAGUUGCAAAGGUUACUGAAAGAUAUGUUUGUCUUUUUCCACUUCAUUGAAGGGUGAAUUCAGCUCAGCGCAAUAAGAAAUGGAUUACCCAUUCAUUAAAGGGGCUGUGUCACUCCUCAUUGAGUUGGACAAAUAGCAAAUUAAUUUCUAGCCGCCUAAUUUCUCUCUGUUCUCCACUGAAUUUCCGAUAACAUCAAAUUACCGAUCACAGCCAUGUGAACUCCCUCAACUUUUUAGCAAUUCAUUAAAAAUGUGCCACAAAGGAGAUGCUACGGAGGAAA
Thunnus maccoyii (southern bluefin tuna) is the source of this 2989-nucleotide messenger RNA. Its product is annotated as neuroendocrine convertase 1-like. Gene Ontology annotation, cellular component: Golgi membrane; trans-Golgi network. The transcript has 20 exons. Bases 94 to 2466 code for a protein of 790 amino acids. Gene Ontology annotation, biological process: peptide hormone processing. Lineage: Eukaryota; Metazoa; Chordata; Actinopteri; Scombriformes; Scombridae. The record is from RefSeq and is a predicted model, not a curated record. Gene Ontology annotation, molecular function: serine-type endopeptidase activity.